AAGAAGGCACAGAGGCGGAGCAAUGGCGAUUACCAUUGAAGAGUACCAGAUACGACAAAACACCCACAAACUGUACGACGUUAACUUCUUCGGAGACGUCAUCCACACUCUAGUAACUUACGACCCCACCAUGGUGUCACAGUGGCUGUCCGAAACCCAGUACCUCAACAACCACCGUCGCCACCUGAUCGUCGGUCUCGACGUAGAGUGGAGACCCAGCAUCAACCGCAUUCAGAAUCCAGUUGCCACCCUCCAGCUCUGUGUGGAUCGCCGCUGUCUCAUCUACCAACUCAUCUACUCCUCUUAUAUUCCACACCAUCUCGUUGAGUUCCUCUCCAACCAGGACCACACUUUUGUGGGCGUUGGUAUUGCAUCCGACUUGGAAAAACUUAGGAAAAACUAUGGGUUUGGGUACAAUGUGAAUGCCGUGGAUUUGAGUAAGCUGGCGGUGGAUACUUAUCAUAUAAGUGAGUCGUGGAAUAUUGGGCUGAAGGAUUUGGCCAGAUUUGUGCUUGGGAAAGAUUUUGAGAAGCCAAGAAUGGUGACUAUGAGUUGGUGGGAUAACCCACAGUUGACGCAUGAUCAAGUGCAGUAUGCUUGUGUGGAUGCUUUUGUCUCUUUCGAGAUUGGCAAGGUCUUGAAUGCUGCUGGGUAGAUGGAUCAGCAAAAUUAUUUACGUAUAAAAUAGAUUUAUUUAUUUAUUUUUUUUGGCUUAGUUUUAGAUUAUUGAUCCAUUAAGGUUUUUUUUUUUUUUAAUCAAUGUUUACUUGUUUUUGGUUCAAACAGAAUGAUUUAGAGGACUUUUUGAAUAAAGAAUCUUAA
Olea europaea var. sylvestris is the source of this 822-nucleotide messenger RNA. RefSeq names its product Werner Syndrome-like exonuclease. Gene Ontology annotation, cellular component: cytoplasm; nucleus. Gene Ontology annotation, biological process: nucleobase-containing compound metabolic process. The record is from RefSeq and is a predicted model, not a curated record. Bases 23 to 655 code for a protein of 210 amino acids. NCBI's taxonomy places the organism in Eukaryota, Viridiplantae, Streptophyta, Magnoliopsida, Lamiales, Oleaceae. The transcript has a single exon. Gene Ontology annotation, molecular function: 3'-5' exonuclease activity; nucleic acid binding.